AGGUUCUUUUCUCUGCCACGUUGCAGGCAUGAGGAUAAAAUGACCUCUUUAAACCAAAGGUCACACUUUGUCCCUCACAAGUGUCUGUCAACAUGGGACUAAACCUCUGUGUCCCCAAACACACCUAAACACCCGUCACCUUCCCCAAGGAGAGCUUUAGAGAACAUGACCUGAAGGACACACACACACACACACACACACACACUACCAUCUGAUUGUAUUAACUCUUGUAGUUGGUGAGGUAAAGAAGCUGCUGUUACUAUGGAAACAAAGUGCCAGUAGCAACCUGAACGGUUCAUUUCAUCUUCAGUUAAUGUUAUUAAUGUUUCACUUAUAUAUAUAUAUAUAUUUUUUUUUUUUGAAGGAAUUGUGUCCCGUUUCCCACAAACUGAGAUGUUAGAUAAAUUGUAGUGYGGUGUUGAAAAGAAUCUGGAGGACAAGUAGGAGGGGGGAAAAACAAACCCCAACAGGUAAAACCUGUUCUCCAGUCCUCGUGAUGUCAGCUGCUGCAACUACUUACAAGCAAAUCCUUUGCUUUACUUCCUUUAUAGAAAUAUGUAGUAYGUAAUUACAAAAUAAACAUUUCAGCACAGCGUAUUAAGCUUUAAUAAUUCASAUGYAGGUAAACGAGGACAAAUAUUUGCAGACAUGCAAGAACUUUUUCCGAUCAUCUUCAAUCAACUCCCAAAUUUCAGUGAUUAUUCUCACAAUCAGUCCCAUGCACACACAGAGGAGUUGUUGCACUGUGUGAUUUAUAUAUUAUUAUUAUGAUGACGACGCUUUUUAUGUUUGAACUCCAGGUGCAGAGAUGGUUUUAGUUGUCAUUUUAAAUGCUGGUAGCUCAGUUUUCUCCUUUUAGAAGCUCAAGAGGCGUCAGUGUGUGACCCACGUCCCACGCUGUCUCUCUCUGUGUGUGUGUGUGUGUGUGCGUGUGUGAUUAAACCAGUAAUAUUUUGCUAACUAUACGACAUAACCUCUGUUCCCAUGAUAACCACUUGUAUGCUCAUAAUCUGCUUGGUUAUUUUAUAGCACAUGUAAGGCUCACAGUAUACUCCUACUACACAUAUUAUGGAUAUUUUCUCAUUAAACGUAAAACCUGGACAUGCGUGGUGUCRGAGUGGUUCAUUUACGUGUUUUAACCAAAUGAAAGUUUAUUAAACUGCCUCUCAUUUAAAAACUGAAACAGAAACCGAGAGUAAACAGUGCCGCUGUUGAACACAACAGUUCAGUCUGUCGACAAAAAGCCUUUCAUCAGUGGUUUACACCCAGCUUUGAAUGUAACCUGUGGUUAGAGCAGCGAUGACACUUUCAGAAUCUCUUAUAUCCUAACAGACAGAACUUCAACAAGAUCAAAAUACUGUGUUAAUGUCAGUUAAUAAAACCAGUGGCACAUGUCUAAAAGUCCUGCCACUGACUUUCAUAGUUUAAAAACUUUCACUAUUUCAUAAUAGAAGUAGUUAGAUAAGUUGUUUCUUGUAGAUGUAUUCUCAUAAAGGCUCUAAAUUCAAUUAAAACCGGUUUUAAAACGUAUUGUUAGUUGGUUUUGGACAGCAGAUAACUGGCAGAAACCUUAAUGAAGAAUCAAUAAAGCCAGUUUUUCAACCGCUUUUUUUCCCAAGGCUCCCUAUAGAUAACGUUUGUCAAAAGGUGAAAAUAUCAACCAACAGUGACACUUUAUGAAUAAAAGGUUCAGAAAAUGCUGGGAACAUUUCUAAAAGGUUUUUGUUUGUUUUUUGGCACUGAUCACCAACACUUUAACUGAUGACUAAUCAGUUAGGUUCCUACAUUUUAGGGAACAUCAGMUGAAACACUCACACAUCGCACCGAACAGAUGAGGAAAUGAACACCGGCAGAGUCCCUCCCAGUCGGAGGCAGUUCACUUCUGCGACUCAUUCUUGUGAUUUUCACAGAAGAGCAGCAGCAGCAGCAGCGACCAGUCCCUGCUGGUCCCUCUGAAGAGCCCAACACCCAAAGUCAUGGCGACGCCGAGUUUGUGCCAAGCAGCCUUCGCGGUGUUYCGCCAGAUUGAGCCGAUCAUCGUGCUGGAGCAGCUGGGCAGCACUCUCUUCGACACCGCUCUGCAGAUGGUGGUGAGGGACAGGACCUCCAACAUCACCGACCCCGGUCACUCCAGCGAGGAGAGCCAGCAGACAGCCAUCACCAACUUCUACAUGACCUAUAACCUCAUCAUCAAGUUGACGCCCAUCAUACCCGCGCUGGUCCUGGCCAGCCUCAGCGACCGCGGCUGGAGGAAGGCGCCCAUCGUGGUGCCCCUGAGCGGGUACCUGCUGUCCAGGCUCGGCCUGCUCCUGGUGGUCAUUUUCGGUCUUCCGCUCAAGCUGAUGUUUGCAGCCGCGGUGGUUUUCGGGCUGUCCGGGGGCUUCAGCGCCUACUGGCCCGGCAUCAUGACUCUGGCGUCGCUCGGCUCCGCUGCGGCUGAUCGCUCCAAGGUGAUGAUGAGAGUGGAGCUGGUGUACGGGUUGACCGGAGUGGUGGGCAGCUUGGUGUCGGGUCAUCUGUUCCUGCUUUACAGCUCCAGUCUGGGAAACGGAACCGUCCUGCUCUCUGUGAGCUCGCUCCUCAACCUGCUCUGCCUCAUAUUCGCUGUAGUCCUGCUGAAGGUGAAACGAGGGACCAGCGAGGACUCAGAGGAAAGCUACCACCUCCUCUCCCACGCCGCCCGCUACACUCGUCUCGUCGGGUGUUGUGCUGGGAUAAACGUGGUGAACGUGGCUCUCCUGUUUGCGGCGGCCUUUCUCUACGACUUUGCUGUGGGCGGAGCCGUAGAGGUCCUGGGCUCCUUCGUGCUGAAAUCGCCGCUCAGCUGGACUGCCGCACAAGUGGGAUACGGAAAUGCGGCGGGCUGCGGGAUUUUCGUCACCAGCUUCCUUGGCGUCAUCGCGUUCCGAAAAUGCGUCGGUGACGAAACGAUGAUCCUGAUCGGCAUGCUGUCGUUCGCUGUGGGGAUCUACGUCAUGUCCUUCGUCACUACGACCUCCCUUUUCUACGUCGCCCGUUUAUUAAACCUCUUUGCGCUCAUCCCGAUGCCGACAAUCAGGGCCCUGGUUUCUCAGCAGGUUCCUGCGUCGCGAUGUGGCAUCGCUCUGACCUGUCUGGAGAUGACUCUAAAGGUGGCCGGCAUUGUUUACAUUCCUGCUUUCACAAAGAUCUAUCAGAACAGUCUGACCUGGUUCCCGGGGCUCGUCUUUCUGAUUUCCAGCGUCAUCACAGUCAUUUCCAUGAUACCCAUCAGUAUCAUCGGUUGCAGGUCGGCUCAGAGGCAAGAGUACGUGAGGAUUCAGGGAGACUGAAGAAGCACCACCGACAUGAGCAGUGAGCUCUUUUCAUUACAAGCAAACUGGGAAAUGAGACUUAAGUGUUUAGAACAUAAACACGCCACUUCCUCAAAGCUGCCAACGUAGCAAUUUUGAAAAUAUUUGCCUACCAUAAUUUUCCAUUGUGGUGUGAUGGAUGGUACUUUAUCUGACAAAUAUACAAAACCCACUGGACAAAAACAAACACACACAAAAAAAAUGUUUUAGAAAUCAUGUCAAAGGUUACAGGACAGCCUCAUCGUCCAGAUUGAUUUAUCAGAGGUUUAUGUUUAUGGCUUCUGUUAGAAAAGGAGAAGUCAUUUUGAAAAUGACGCACGCUGUGUGCUUUCAACACUUUGGAGAUUUAUGGGGUGAAUCUGAACUGAGAACGUUGCGUAAGUCGGGGUAAUGUUUGGCUCUCUCGGGUCCGUAUGUUACAUGUUGCACACUGGAGAUUUAUUCACUUUAAGCAUAUUUUGUUUCCAGCUUGGUACCAGUUCAGAAAUGCUAUUGAGAGACUGGUUGAUCCAGUCACCUAAAAUUUAAAAAAGGUCCACUUUUUCCUUGUUUUUUUAUUAUUUUAAACUCAAAACGUCCUUGGCUUCCCUGUUGGGUUCAGGUCAAAGCUCGGCUGGGUCACUGCUUACAGUCACUGGUGACUGAAUGUUUCUACGUUUUCAUCAUAUAAAGCACUUUGAAAUGCAUUGUUGCUGAAAUGUGCCACAACAUAAACUAUGUUUGAUUAGUAUUAUUUCAUCAGAAGAAAUGUUCUGGGAAAACGAAUGCAUUAUUUUAAGCCCUCCUAACUGGGGAAAUUAAUUUGUGACUAUUGUUUUUAUUUACGGUAUUUGAGUACUUUUUUUUUUUUUUACUUCAUUUUGACUUCAUAUUUGUUCAGUAAAUAAUGACAUGAUGGAAUCAGUGGCGUCUGGUUUUGUACACUUAAGAUAUAAAUUAUUGUGGGACUCGCGAUUGUAUAUUUGGUCACAUUAACAUGUUUUACCGUUUCAGCUGUUUACCAAAAAUUCUUCUGUCUAGGAGACUAAUUCCUAUUAAGCAUUGUAAAUAUUCUUUUAUAUGUCAUUUUUUACAUGAUUCUUAUUUUUCACUGUCACUUUUUAUACUUGAUCACUGAAGUCUGCAUUUGCACUCAAACCAUGAAAAAGCCAUUAUUUAGUCUCUGUCAAAGUAAAACUACACAAUUUAAAAUAUUUUUUUUAUAAUUACAUUAGACUUAUUGCUGUCAUCUCUGUCUUGAAAUGUUCUUAUUGUAGUGUUGAUGCACUACGAGGUGUUUUUACUGUUCAUGCAUCCAUUUAAAUGAAAAUAAAGUUUUGAAGACUUACAACUAAA
Poecilia reticulata (guppy) is the source of this 4667-nucleotide messenger RNA. It is a transcript of the gene slc46a2, whose product is annotated as solute carrier family 46 member 2. Gene Ontology annotation, biological process: transmembrane transport. Gene Ontology annotation, cellular component: membrane. Gene Ontology annotation, molecular function: transmembrane transporter activity. The record is from RefSeq and is a predicted model, not a curated record. Lineage: Eukaryota; Metazoa; Chordata; Actinopteri; Cyprinodontiformes; Poeciliidae.